AUGGUGUGUCUUUCCAUUCUUUCCCUGCUGGUGGCUGCUCCUGCGCCGACCGAAUGCCUCGGACUCUGGAACCCGCGUUAUCGCUCCUGGCACUCACAUGAAGGAAACGGUAUUGAAUUACUCAAACCUGAGGGAACAAGGGCGUUGCAUGCUACAGCUUCCCUCGACUCCUUUUUCGUAGAGAAUCAUAGACAUCAGGGUGACAGACAAGCCGCGGUUCCUUUGUCAACGGACAUUUGGCCCUGCAGUGGGUUCAGUGCAACUCCAUCUUCGACGACAGAACUGGGCUCGAGUGAAUUGACGCCAGCAAGUCGGUUGCCCUUUCAGGCGCCGGGAAAUCAUCUUGCAAAGAAGUUGGAUGCAGCUGGCGACGAGCACGGGAACAGUAACAGGGGUAAAGAGUCUCGCAGAGAUACAAGACUGACAAGGACGCGGUCUCACCCUGUCUUGCCGUCGGCUGCCUCCUCUUCUUUCGCCGAGCGUCUUUCUCCGUGGUCGGCUGCCUUCGCAGAAUACGGGAGCGCUUGGGCAGCUACCGAGAAAGAGGAGCCAGGCGAGAGCGGAAAUCCUCUUGCCUUCCUGGGUCCACCUGCUUAUUCGCCUGUGCACGAUCCGUUUCGCCUUCCCGAGGCUUCGGCGUCAACAUCGGCUUCACCCCAUGGGGACCUGAGGAUCGUCAGUGCUCUUCCCCUGUGUAGAAUUCCCCCCUAUGCUCUCGGCCCGAUGGUUGGCGCCGGGUCCUUCUCUAUGGUAUACCCAGUUCUUCAGCAUGAUUGCCCUGCUGCCGCAAAACUGCUACCAGGCCGCAAACUCGGAGUCAAAAUUUUCAGACUGAGGCUCACCGGUGUUUCGACGCUGCUCAACAGCGUCUGUGAGCGCCGGCGGAAUCAGAUUGACUCGGAUGCCUUUGAUGCUUUUCAUUCGUAUUUCAGGAGACUGCCUUUCAUGAGUCGAGAUUUCCACAGCAUGAUUCGGAUGCUUGACGAGGGCUUAACGGUCCAGCGGGUAAUGACAUAUGCGCAUCAUUUAACUCCGCAGCUUGUUUUAACGGAUGCCAAGGCGUUGCGCGAAGUCAUAAACACAAAUUGCUUCUACAAGGAAAUGAUUCAACUGGGGAUGAUUUUCCGGCGGAUCAAGGAAUACUUAAGGAAGCACCGACCCAAUGCAUGGGCAACGCUUCAAGAAGCCGACACAGAAACGCAAGCACUCGCGUACGCCGAGAUCGGCCUGAAGGAGCAAGGCUGGGCUCUUCCAGUAGCGCGUGUGAUCGUCAGCGACCACCAAGGGAUUCCGGCGUGGGGCCUUCUUACAGAGCUCUUUGAAGGCGACUUGAAGCCUGAAGCGGACAGAACCGGAUCAACUCUCGACGGAUGGCUCCGAGCGACCCCCGGCAAUGACGCGCUACACCAACUAUUCAGUUCUCGGGAGAGUCUGAUGGACCUGACGUCAAAGACCUUGAAGUCUCUUGCCUCGAUGCACACUCUGUUUGGUUUCGGGCACUUCGACAUCAAACCCAACAACCUCCUCUAUAGAACGCUCCCAACGGGGGAGGGUCGUCCCACCGGUGUCGAGGUCGCCUUGGCGGAUUUUGGCAUGGCGUCUGAGUUCUACGACUGGAUGCCUGUGCAAGGGACGAUUGAGUACAUGCCCCCCGAAAUGAAAGGUGUUCGUUCUCCUGUGAGAGCUCGUCCCGCAUUCGAUGUGUACGCCGCUGGCUUGACGAUAUCUCGGUUCUGGUCCUCCGCAAUGGCUCUCGGCGUCGCCGAGCCUUGGGUCUCGAAUUGCAUUGUUCCAGCCCUCUCACGCUCUGAAAUCCCAGUGGAAUUCACGUUUCGCCGAUUCACCACGCGCUCAGGGCCGAGAAUAUACACGGCGGCGACAAUCGCUUCUCUCGCCGCCUGCUUUGCACCGGCAGGAAAGGUUGAGAAAACGUAUCACACUCAAAUGCCUCAUAUCCUGCGGCUCCUGAUCUCUCAAAUGGUAGAAGCAGACGCGCGAGUCAGAGUCAGCAUGCGCCACGCCGCUCUCACGGUCGUAGGUAUGAGGGAGAUCGAGCAGCUGAGUGGGUUGUUCCCAAGUCGCUCAGGCGCGGAAUCGAAUGACGACAAUCUCCAGAAGUUUCAGGACAGUCCUCUGAUAAAAUUCCUUCUCUUUUAUCUUGGUAUCCCGCGCCUCUCGGUCACGACUGAUAAUAUGGAUGCCUACGGUCGCCUCGGUCGGUACCUGUUGGAUCUUGUGAAACACGAGCCCUUGCAUGCUGCAGCAACUGAAUUAGUGCAGCCUCUUGAUCUAGACUAUUUUCGCCAAGACAUAGAUUGGAUAAACACGACGAUUGACAUCUCCGAGAGCGAAGUGGAGGCCGUUAUUUCGAGAACGCGUGAGCGUCUCACCAAGAGCUUGGUGAUAACUGAUGAAGCGUGGGCAGACCUGGUCGACAUUCUCUUCGGAGUAACGCGUGAAGGUCUACGGGUGCUUGCCCAGCGCGCUAUUUAUGUGAGAAAAACUCACGCACUUCAGCAGGCUGUUGGAAAUGCCGUCGGCGAGUUCAUCAUGUCGCUGUACCAGGCUGAUGGCAGUCUUCAACUGAUUGCGGAAGACCCGUAUACAGACCUCUCCGAAACGAUCCUUGAUGGUCUUAGAGUCUUUGUGCCAAAAGACACCGAAAUCGGCCUGUAUCUGACUCACCGGGUAGCGGCAACCUAUACAGCUUGGACAACUCUGGAUCGGCUCCUACGAAAAGCGGUUCAACAGGCUCGAUCACACAGAGCAACUGAGGAAGCCGGUGCUGCCGCUGUAGAGGGCCCCUCGGCAGAGGCCCGGCUGCCUAAGGAUGAGGGAGCAUUGCAGGACGCAGUCUUUUCUUCGCUCCAAGCUAUCACGGCGCCUCUCUAUUUUGGUCUCCCGUGGGGAUUUGAUGCCGCUUCUACUUACGGUCGAACAGCGGAGGAGAUGACCAGCUUCGUGCAAGAAACGUAUAUUCCUCACGUUUCUAGAAUGUGGCCACAAGGCACGCAUAGGGCUAUCUUACGCCUCACCAUAGACAGAACAGUUCGAAAGCUGAACUCGGCUCUGCCUGCGAGCCCGGGAGAGAUUUACAAAACGGUUUUUGGUGCGCUACCAAAACACGGACUGAUUCCAACACUUUUCCACGUCGGCCUCGAAAGGGAAGAAUAUACGCAGCUUCUCUACGGCAAAAGCCUCAAAGACUUCAAGAAGAUAGUAGUACACUUUGCAGCGCAACAAGAGCUCAGGCUCGCCGUUGAAAGGGCGGUGGCUGCCCUUAGCCCUGAGGACGGUAGGGACGCCAGGGACGAGCAGACGCGCGCAGGGAAAGGCUUCAUUGAAGUCAUGCUGCGGUUCAAUGGGAAACGGAUGCCGCCAAAGGGCUCGGAGGCUGCCCGUCACAAGAUAAUCAAAAAGACGGUGUUUGUCGAUUCGACUCUUACUGUUGGUCAAGUCAACACAUUUUUCACAAAACUUCUUGCUGACAGUUUUGAUACGUCCUGUCGCGAAUAUGUCGCUGAAUUGAAAGUUUGGGUUAGCGGCGACUCCGCGGAGUUUCAAACCGUCCCGGAGAACGAAUUGGUAUCACAGAUUUUCGCAGCGCCUGAACGCGAAAAGGUUUUCAAGGUCGUUGCCACACAUCCGAGCACAGACUUGGCUGUCGCAGAGACUACGAAGGAGAUCGAGCAAUGGCAACAACAUGCUGCUGCGCCAGAUGCGAACAUGUUUCUGUUUGGAGAAGCGUGA
Messenger RNA from Besnoitia besnoiti, 3750 nucleotides. RefSeq lists its product as uncharacterized. The record is from RefSeq and is a predicted model, not a curated record. The transcript has 15 exons. The coding region runs from base 1 to 3750 and encodes 1249 amino acids. Lineage: Eukaryota; Apicomplexa; Conoidasida; Eucoccidiorida; Sarcocystidae. Gene Ontology annotation, biological process: protein phosphorylation. Gene Ontology annotation, molecular function: ATP binding; protein kinase activity.